AUGCACUCCCCGCACCAUGUCAUCCCAUACACGCCCCUCAUCCGCCCGCGCCCGUUACCCAUCCCCGCGCCGCAAUGGCCGGAACCAGCACACCUGGCCCCACAAGUGGACUGGGCCCGUCCGCAUCCUCUCGACCCCGGCCCUCUCCAGACCCCAGCCAAGACCACAACGACUGUGAUCGUCUGCGCUGACACCAAGCCCGACCGCCUACGCCGGCUCCAGCCGCUAUUUCUGAUCGUAACGCUCCUCCUCGCCGUCAUCGAGGGCUGUAUCACUGCCUUCCUCGUGUCGCGCAAUAACAGCGAUGACUGGUGGGUGGGCAGCUCGCUCCACGGCCGGACAAGGUUCCUCCUCUUCACCUCGUGGUGGACCGUCGUGUUAAACAGCAUCUACCUGGCCUUCUUCUUCGUCUCAGGCCCAUGGUUCUCGAGCGUCCUCUCCCACAUCAUAUACGUUGGCUUCACAUGGCUCUUGUGGCUGAGUGGCGCCGCGUCGUUCACCCGGUCGAUCGGUGGCGGCAGGCAUUGUGCAGGUGCCUCGUCAAUGCCGCACUGCAGUCUGAACAUCGCUGCUGAGGCGUUGGCAUGGGUCGAGUUUAUCAUCUUCAGUAUCUUCCUUACCAUGAUGGGCUUCGUGGCCGGCACGAUGGCCCGCCGCGGUGACCGACUCUCGGCGUCAGAGGGAAUGGUCUAA
Molecule: messenger RNA, 693 nt
Organism: Cutaneotrichosporon cavernicola
Lineage: Eukaryota; Fungi; Basidiomycota; Tremellomycetes; Trichosporonales; Trichosporonaceae
Exons: 3
Coding region: 1-693 (230 amino acids)
Cellular component (GO): membrane
Source: RefSeq, a predicted model, not a curated record